Molecule: messenger RNA, 2565 nt
Organism: Myotis brandtii (Brandt's bat)
Lineage: Eukaryota; Metazoa; Chordata; Mammalia; Chiroptera; Vespertilionidae
Gene: SLC26A11
Product: solute carrier family 26 (anion exchanger), member 11
Exons: 16
Biological process (GO): transmembrane transport
Cellular component (GO): membrane
Molecular function (GO): secondary active sulfate transmembrane transporter activity
Source: RefSeq, a predicted model, not a curated record
GGGGAGCGAGGCCACUCACCCAGGAUCAGCAGCACGUGGCGGGGGCGCGCCCGGUGCGCGCGGCACAGCCCCAGGGCGAGCAGCAACGCCCAGCACACUGGCCCGGGGCGCAUGGCGGUGGCACCCGGUCCCUGUCCCAGCUCCUGUCCCGGUCCCGGUCCGCCCCGUCCCGCGUCACGUGAGACCAGCACCGCCCCGCCGGUCACGAGGUGCUGGCUCCGCCCACGUCCCCCGCUCCCGGGCAGGUCUGCGGGCCGAGGGGGCAACUUGGGCAUGGCGUCUGGGAAGAUGAUGGAGCAGGCCAUGCCCUGGUCCCCCCACCCGGCCCCCAGGGCCCGCGGCUGCCCCUCUGCCGCCCUGCGGAGGUGGCUGCCCCUCCUGGCCUGGAUGCCCCGCUACUCCACGCAGUGGCUGAGGAUGGACCUCAUCGCGGGGCUCUCAGUCGCGCUCACGGUCAUCCCCCAGGCGCUGGCCUACGCGGAGGUGGCUGGACUCCCUCCCCAGUACGGCCUCUACUCGGCCUUCGUGGGGUGCUUCGUGUACUUCUUCCUGGGCACCUCCCGCGACGUGACUCUGGGCCCCACGGCCGUCAUGUCCCUGCUGGUCUCCUCCUACACCUUCCGGGAGCCCGCCUACGCCGUGCUGCUCGCCUUCCUGUCCGGCUGCGUCCAGCUAGCCAUGCGGUUCCUGUGCCUGGGGUUCCUGCUGGACUUCAUCUCCUGCCCAGUCAUCAAAGGUUUCACCUCCGCCGCUGCCAUCACCAUUGGUGUCGGGCAGAUCAAGAACCUGCUGGGACUGCAGCGCGUCCCCAGACAGUUCUUCCUGCAGCUGUACCACACCUUCCGCAGCCUCGGGGAGACCAGGGUGGGCGAUGCCGUGCUGGGGCUGGUCUGCCUGCUGCUGCUGCUGCUGCUGCGGCUGCUGCGAGCCCAUGCGCCCCCCGUGCACCCCGACACGCCCCCCGGAGUGCGGCUCAGCCUCGGGCUGGUCUGGACGGCCACGACCGCCCGCAAUGCCCUGGUGGUCUCCGGCGCCGCCCUGAUGGCCUACUCCUGCGACUUGGCCGGGCACCGGCCCUUUGUCCUCACUGGGGAGGUGGUGCAGGGGCUCCCUGCGGUGCGGGCCCCCCCCUUCUCAGUGACCACGGCCAACGGGACGGUCUCCUUCACCCAGAUGGUCCAGGACAUGGGGGCCGGGCUGGCCGUGGUGCCGCUGAUGGGGCUGCUGGAGAGCAUCGCCGUGGCCAAGGCCUUCGCGUCUCAGAAUAACUACCGCAUCGACGCCAACCAGGAGCUGCUGUCCAUCGGCCUGACCAACGUUCUGGGCUCCUUCUUCUCUUCCUUCCCGGUCACCGGCAGCUUCGGACGGACGGCCGUGAACGCCCAGUCGGGGGUGUGCACCCCUGCGGGGGGCCUGGUGACAGGGGUUCUGGUGCUGCUGUCGCUGGGCUACCUGACCUCGCUCUUCUACUACAUCCCCAAGGCCGCGCUGGCGGCCGUCAUCAUCACGGCCGUGGCCCCGCUGCUGGACACCAGGAUCGCCUGCACGCUGUGGCGCGUGAGGAGGCUGGACCUGCUGCCCCUGAGCGUGACCUUCCUGCUCUGCUUCUGGGAGGUGCAGUACGGCGUCCUGGCGGGCACGCUGGUGUCUCUGCUGGUCCUCCUGCGCUCCGUGGCCAGGCCCGGCAUUGCUAUUGUCGCGGGCCCCCGGACUCCUCCCGCCGGGCCGGAGCUGUCCAUGGCUUCGCCAUGCCCAUGCCUCCUCCUCGCAGUGUGACUGCCCGUGCCUGUCCCCGCAGCGUCCCCACCGCGCUCCGCGGUCCUGGAGUGCAGCCACCUCUGCAGCCUCGACUACACGGUGGUGCUGGGGCUCCGGGAGCUGCUGGAGGACUUCCGGCGGCAGGGCCUCACCCUCGCCCUCGUCGGCCUGCAGGAGCCCGUGCUCCAUGUCCUGCUGUCCGCUGACCUGAAUGUCCAGCACUUCCCCAGCCUGGAGGAGGCAGAGAAAUACCUGAGUCAGGAGCCGGGCACCCAGCCCCACAGCUUCAGCGACGACUCUGUCCCGGAGCCCUCGCUGCCCUGCUGAAGCCGGAGCGCCCGAGGGCAGGGCGGCCGCGGUUUGGAGAGCCUCCCAGAAGGUUCUCCUGCGAGGCCGGAUGCUGCGCUGGCCGGAGGGUCUGAGGAAGCCGGAGCGGGACCAGAGGAAGGACAUGGCCCCACUGGUUCCCCCCGGGACGAUGGAAGCUUGACCUCCUACCGACCUGGGGCAGAGCCGUGGUUUGGAGAGAGACUUCUAGAAAGACAGACCCCGGGGUGUCAGCCUGGGCCAGGAAGGGUCCCCGCAGCCCAGCCCCUUCCUGGCUUGGGGGGCGGGUGGGGCGCAUCUCCCGGUCCCCGCCCCCCUUCGGCCCGGCCCGCUGCUGUUCUGGGAGGAACAAGGUGUGCCAAUGGCCUCGUGUCUGCUGAAGGGCGGUGAGGCUGCACAGUGUAUUUUUACUGUAGUUGUUAAUCCUCAUGUGAAGGUAUUUUUCCAUUGAUUUUUAGAGCAAGUGGAAGGGAAGGGGAG